UUUAAAGUUUGCGGGGCCACGCCGCCUGUGAUUGGUCCAGGAGGAGCUUACCUUCAUGCAAAUGAGGCACCGCGCCUGGGCGGCUGCGAGGAGGAGGCAGUCCCAGGAACAAACCCUCACCUUCUCCCAGCUGCACAAAAAAAAAACAACAAAAAAAAAACAUCUCCCAACUCCCAACUUGAGAGUAAAAGCCUGCAAUCGAGCGGACAAAGAGGCCCUGAUAGAUGCGGGUUUGUCCCUUCUUGGCACCGGCGCGACAACCCGAGGCUGCGAGGAGGACUCUGUCCCUGCUAUGAGGCGACCAUGAGCGGCGCACAAGUCAGCGGCAGCAAGUGCGCGUCGGGGCCCGUCAGCAGCUUCACCAUCCAGUCCAUCCUGGGCACGCCCGUCCAGGCGACGCGCACCGGGACCAAGGAGCUCUCCAAGGGGCAUGCGGCGGCGGUGCAGGCGGCGGCGGCGACGACCGGAGCCCCGCCGCGGAGGAGGACGCUGUCGGUGUCCUCGGAGGAAGACUGCAGCGGCGGGGAGGACUCGGCGGACUGCUUCUCCUGCUCGGAACCAGCGGCUCACCGGGAACACAACUUCUCAUGUUUAGGUGCGGCCAAGGGGCUCCUGUCCGCCGCCGAGGGUCUGGCCCGGAGGCAGGACUACAAGGAGGCGCAUGAGGACGGAGGCUGCGCGUCCCCCGAGGAGCGGCGGGCGGACGACAAGCACCUGCAGGGCGGCUCGGCCAAGAAGAAGACGCGCACCGUCUUCUCCCGCAGCCAGGUGUACCAGCUGGAGUCCACCUUCGACAUGAAGCGCUACCUGAGCAGCUCGGAGCGCGCCUGCCUGGCCUCCAGCCUGCAGCUGACCGAGACGCAGGUCAAGACCUGGUUUCAGAACCGCAGGAACAAGUGGAAGCGGCAGCUGUCCGCCGAGCUGGAGGCGGCCAACAUGGCGCACGCCUCGGCGCAGACACUGGUGGGCAUGCCGCUGCUUUUCAGGGACAGCUCCUUGCUGCGCGUCCCGGUGCCUCGCUCCAUCGCCUUCCCGACGCCCCUCUACUACCCGGCCAGCAACCUGCCGGCCCUGCCUUUGUACAACCUGUACAACAAGGUGGACUACUGACAUGGCGGACUCUUCUUCAAUAUGACGCUUCCCGAUAUGUAUUAAAUACACCAUGUGUAUUAUCAAUAAUUUUAUACUUCUUUUUUUUUUUUUUUAACCUUUCACAUCACUUUUCAAUCCUCCUAUGUUUUAACAAUUAAAGCCCCUCAUUCUUCCAUCUAAGGCAGGGGUGUCCAAAGUGCGGCCCACGGGUUAUUUUUUUUACCGGCACAUUUUAAAAAUGGAAAAAAAAAAUUAAAAACAUAAAAAAGUGCUAUAAAAGGUGAAAUGUAACAAGAAAUUGUUGCAAUGUUCGCUCUUAUAACACAGGCUGUUUCUUUCUUUAAAAAAAUAAUAAUGAAUCAAAAUCAAUCUCAUUUUGAAUUAUUGACCUAUUCAAGGCUUCGAUUACAUCACAUUAAAUAUUCAUAUUUGAGAUAUUUUUUUGGGGGAAAACGUUGCAUAUUUUGUGUUUUGCCAUAUAAAAAAAUGCA
Messenger RNA from Nerophis ophidion (straightnose pipefish), 1583 nucleotides. It is a transcript of the gene hmx2, whose product is annotated as H6 family homeobox 2. The record is from RefSeq and is a predicted model, not a curated record. The coding region runs from base 304 to 1110 and encodes 268 amino acids. The transcript is spliced from 2 exons. Gene Ontology annotation, cellular component: nucleus. Gene Ontology annotation, biological process: regulation of transcription by RNA polymerase II. Lineage: Eukaryota; Metazoa; Chordata; Actinopteri; Syngnathiformes; Syngnathidae. Gene Ontology annotation, molecular function: DNA-binding transcription factor activity, RNA polymerase II-specific; RNA polymerase II transcription regulatory region sequence-specific DNA binding.